AACCCACCUAUUUGCCUAUUCAUUUCUACCCCCAAACUUCAUAUUACUCCCAAUUCUACACCUACACCCCCACCCCCCCCCACCCCCACACCACAAAUCUCCCCGUCGGCGGCGAAAUUUGUUCUCUCUCUUUGGUCAACUCCGGCGGAUCUCGUCAGUAUCUCCGGCGAAACGAUUUUUCUUGGGGUUUCUAUUGUUUCUUUAGAUUUCAUGAAAUUGGAGCAUAAAUGGCAAGCUAUUCAGGGAAAGGAUCUCCAUUAAAUGGUUCCGUGUACGUCUGUAACUUGCCCCAUGGUACAGAUGAAGACAUGCUUGCUGAAUAUUUUGGCACGAUAGGGGUGCUAAAGAAAGACAAACGAAGCGGUAGGGCUAAGAUAUGGUUGUACCGUGAUAAAAUUACAAAUGAGCCCAAAGGCGAUGCUACAGUCACAUAUGAAGACCCUCAUGCUGCAUUAGCUGCUGUUGAAUGGUUCAAUAACAAGGAUUUUCAUGGGUCUACAAUUGGUGUAUUCAUUGCUGAGUCUAAGAAGGACGAGGCUUCCUAUGUUACAGGGAAUCAAGUUAGUGAGCCCAUUCUGGGCAGUGGUAUGGGUGCCCUGGAUGAAGGCGCCAACGAUAUAGAUGGAGGUGGCGGAAGAGGUAGGGGCAGGGGAGAUGCUUCUGCAAAGGCAUGGCAACAAGAUGGUGACUGGUUGUGUCCCAAUACAAGUUGCUCUAAUGUAAACUUUGCAUUUCGUGGAGUUUGCAACCGUUGUGGAACUGCUCGACCUGCUGGUGCUGGUGGCGGUGGGGCUGGAGCUUCUGGUCGUGGUCGAGGACGGGGUAGCCAGGACCCAGGAGCUCCUGCUCGUGCUGUUGGAGGUCCUCCAGGUCUCUUUGGUCCAAAUGAUUGGUCUUGUCCAAUGUGUGCCAACAUUAACUGGGCUAAGAGGAACAAGUGUAACAUAUGCAACACCAACAAGCCUGGGCACAAUGAGGGUGGUGUGAGAGGAGGACGUGCUGGAGGUUAUAAAGAACUCGAUGAAGAAGAAAUAGAGGAAACUAGACGUCGGAGAAAAGAGACCGAAGAAGAUGAUGGUGAAAUGUAUGACGAGUUUGGAAAUCUGAAGAAGAAGUUUCGUGCUAAAACACAGCGAACAGAAGCAGCACAGAGCCUCCCCCCUGGAGUAGGACGUGCUGGAUGGGAAGCUGAGGAAUUAGGUGUGGCUGAGCGAGAUAGAAAGGAAAGAAGCAGAGAAAGAUCAAGAGAUUAUGAUGAUAGGGAGAGAGCUAGGCAUCGAAGCAGAAGCCGAGAGAGGGAUAGGGGAAGAGAUAGAGACCGCUCCUACGACUAUGAUCGAGACAGAGAAUAUGGCCGUGGCCGUGACCGUGACCGUGACCGAGAGCGGAGCAGGUAUCGUCAUUGAAGAUCGCGUCAACCCUUCCAUCCAAAUAGUUUCCAAUUUUGGUAUUCAUCAAACUUUGUUUCUCAUGUUUGUAUGGGCUACUACUAGCGUGGCACCUUGUUACAGUUGCUUCACUUAUGUCAAAUUCAUACCCCUGACUACGCGCAUAGCCUCAGCUUUAGUGCGCCGUGCUGCCCUUUUAUAUGUUGACUAUUCGACUUGAUCUUGGUCAUUGUCAUUUUUUCCAAAUUCUUAUGUUGAAUUUGCCUUUUUGUACGUUGCUUGUUUUCAAGGAGGCUAUUAUAAUCU
Molecule: messenger RNA, 1694 nt
Organism: Capsicum annuum
Lineage: Eukaryota; Viridiplantae; Streptophyta; Magnoliopsida; Solanales; Solanaceae
Product: transcription initiation factor TFIID subunit 15
Exons: 8
Coding region: 228-1406 (392 amino acids)
Molecular function (GO): RNA binding
Source: RefSeq, a predicted model, not a curated record